GGUUCACCUUGCCCUUAAUCCAUGUGAAUACCUGUUGGAAAGACCUUCUAGAAACAUAAGUUUUCAGUCUCCUAAUACAUUCUGCUGUGUCCAAGAAGAGCCUGUCCAAAUGAGCAAGACAUCCCAACAGAACACUGCUACAGAUGCGAACGGAGUAAGCGUGAUUCACACCCAAGCACACACUAGUGGUUUGCAGCAGGUUCCCCAGCUGGUGCCCGUUAGUCCUGGUGGUGGAGGCAAAGCUGUGCCUCCGAGCAAACAGGGAAAGAAAAAUUCCUUUCUGGAUAGAAACAGUGAUGAGUAUCGUCAGCGCAGAGAGCGAAACAACAUGGCAGUGAAAAAGAGCCGGUUAAAAAGCAAGCAGAAAGCACAAGACACGCUGCAAAGGGUCAACCAACUCAAAGAAGAAAAUGAACGUUUAGAGGCAAAAAUUAAGCUCCUGACCAAGGAGCUGAGCGUACUGAAAGACUUGUUCCUUGAGCAUGCGCACAAUCUUGCAGACAAUGUGCAACCUGUUGGCACUGAAACCACCACAACAAAUCCAGAAAACAAUGGACAGUAGACACCGUUGCAACCUUAUGAAAUGGACUCUCGAGGUGCAGCUUGUCUGCAGUGCCCAUGCAGUAACCAAGGAAAAACUGUUCUUUUAACCAUCAUU
Messenger RNA from Balearica regulorum gibbericeps (East African grey crowned-crane), 658 nucleotides. The record is from RefSeq and is a predicted model, not a curated record. Lineage: Eukaryota; Metazoa; Chordata; Aves; Gruiformes; Gruidae.